This is a messenger RNA of Mizuhopecten yessoensis (Yesso scallop), 1617 nucleotides long. RefSeq names its product cytochrome P450 3A30-like. The record is from RefSeq and is a predicted model, not a curated record. NCBI's taxonomy places the organism in Eukaryota, Metazoa, Mollusca, Bivalvia, Pectinida, Pectinidae. Gene Ontology annotation, molecular function: steroid hydroxylase activity; iron ion binding; oxidoreductase activity, acting on paired donors, with incorporation or reduction of molecular oxygen.
GGAGCUGCAAUAUUAGUGUACUGGUGUAUGCUGCAGUUGACCAUGGAGGUGCUGGGGUUGGUGUAUAUUCCGACCUGGCUCCAAUGGCCGGUGUUGUUGCUCGGACUGUUGGUGACCUACGUCGUUUACAUGUCUUGGGAUCACAACACAUUUAAGAAGAUGGGGGUUGGCGGUCCUACGCCUGACCCAGUAUUAGGCAAUAUGAGGAUGUUCAUCAAAUACGGACUGGUUCAGACGGAACGAAAUAUGUACCGCAAAUAUGGCAAAGUAUUUGGAAUGUAUGAGUCGUAUAUCCCGGUCCUGUACAUUGCUGAUCCGGCUCUCCUGAAGCAUAUCAUGGUGAAGGAAUUCAAAAGUUUCGUCAACAGACGGAACACAUUUACAAAGUUUACCGACCGCAAGAUGUCAACAAUGGUUACACAACUGGAGGAUGACCACUGGCGAUUUGUUCGGAACGUCAUCACCCCAACAUUUAGUGGCAAGAGGCUGCGUCAGAUGGCACCAUUAAUAAACAGCUCUGCCGACAAAUUCAUGGAAAACAUAGAAAGAAAAAGAAAAGAAGAUCAAGACAUCGACAUGAAAAAGUUCAUAGGAGGUUUUACAAUGGAUGUGAUUGCCAGUACAGAUUUUGGUCUGGACGUGGACAGCCAGAAUAACCCGGAUGAUCCUUUCACGAAGCAAAUCCGGACUUUCACCUAUUCAAAAGCUCUUGCAUUUAUGAUGAUUAUUGUUUUCUUUCUUCCUUUUCUUGGUUGGGUUUUGAGACUAUGCGAUUUUCUUGGGAUCAAUCUCACAGAAGCAAAAGCUGCUACUACCUUUUUCACACGUGUCACAGAAAAAGCCUUAGAGGGGAGACGGAAAUCCCAAGGGAAAACCCCCUUUUUUUUCGGAAUAUUGAUUAAUACCGAAGACAGAGAUGUGAAAGCAAAGCAGGAAGAAGCAGAUACAGAAAGCAAAGAAAACGAUGUUAGCCAACCAUCGUCAACAUGGAUGCGAAAAACACUAACUGCGGACGAGAUAACAGCCCAGGCUACACUGUUUUUCAUUGCUGGAUAUGACACGACCUCCAACACUCUUUGCUUCAUCAUGUACCAUCUGGCAAUCUACCCUGAUAUCUGUGACAAAGUCCUACAAGAAAUUGAUGCAGGAUUACGUGGGGAGGCCCCUCACUAUGACAACGUAACCAAUCUCUGCUAUUUGGAAAUGUGUGUCCACGAGACAAUGAGGCUGUUUGCUGCAGCAAGAAUUGACCGUAUGGCUAGCAAUGACGUCACCAUCGGAAAUAUCAGGAUCCCGAAAGGAAUGAUUAUAAAUAUACCGGUGGGUGCCAUACAUAUGGAUCCCGAGUACUGGCCUGAACCAGAGAAAUUUGACCCGGAAAGAUUUACACCAGAGGCCAAGGCUAACAGGGACCCAUUCGUCUUCAUGCCAUUCGGUGCUGGGCCCCGUAACUGUGCUGGGAUGAGGCUUGCUCUCCUAGAAAUAAAAACUCUUAUCGCCAGAAUGCUUCAGGAAUAUCGACCUGUUAUAGGACCGCAGACAAAGGUUCCUAUCCAGGUGUUAAAGCUGGGGAACAUUUCAUUGGAUUUGUAUCUUAAGUUUGAGAGGAGGAAUUAA